This is a messenger RNA of Spodoptera exigua (beet armyworm), 2515 nucleotides long. The record is from the annotation of a GenBank genome assembly. Lineage: Eukaryota; Metazoa; Arthropoda; Insecta; Lepidoptera; Noctuidae.
CAAACGCAAAGCAGACCAAAACAGCCAAGACGCAUGAUCAAAAAGAUUUUGUACGGCUAACCCGACGAGUGAAUAUCGAUUAUAAAAUAAGACAAAAGUCCUGUAACAAAAUGAGUCGUACGGUUUUAAAUGGGAUUUAAUUGAAUUAAAAAUACAUAAUGCUUUUUAAGGCUGUGCUGUGUUUAUCGAGUUUACACUUUUUCAGUAAUUAUUUUAAGAUUUUAUAUCAAUUGAUGGUGAUGAACUAUGGCAUUUAUUAAUGUGGUGCUAGUGGUCUGGAUGUAUUGUGUGAUGUUAAUUGCAGGUGUAGCGGCUCAGGAGCAAUGUACAGAUUUGCGCGGUCGGUUGAUUUCCCACGGACUUCAUUAUGUGCCUGGCCCAGAUACUUGUACUCUUUGCGUUUGUGACAAUGGGCUGCCGAAAGUGUGUAAGGCGGUUCUAUGUUCACCUCCCCAGGAUUGCCGAUCUUUCCGCUUGGGGAACACAUGUUGUGAGUUCAUUUGUUUGGACGAUGUAGUGAAGCCCGCGGAAGGGGCGGAAGCUAAUGUUCGAAUGGCGGCUGGAGGCGCAGCCGCCGUGGUCCUCCUGACAGUCGCCUUGGUCGUGUACCGCGUCAGGAAGCAGAAGCGACGCCGCCCACCGCAUGCCGAUGAUCAGAGGAGCUUAACGAGCAUUGGGUACAUAAGCGGCAGUAUGGGCUACAUGGGAGGUACGUGUGAGACGGCACUGGCAGCGUGGAAGCCGCCCAGUAACUACCUGCCUAGAGGGGAGGCGCCGCCGCCUUACGACGAAGCUAUUGCGCAGUGUCGCCCCGAAAGCAUGAGAGUGUCAAACGAGACGUCGUACCACCGCACGUACCCGGCGACCGUGGAGACGAUGUCGCGGCCGGACGACGUCACGUGCGCCGGCCACGGCUACGUCAACGUACCGCGACCCGUCACACAGAUCGCCAACCCGCAGAGCUGCUACAACGCGCCACUGCUGCAGCCGGUGCACCAGCAGGACAGCCGCGAGCCUGCCCCCAUGCCGCACCACCCUCUCGCAUCCAACAUGGUGGGGUUCCCGAGCGCGAUUCGUCUGACGGGCUCGCUGGGCGCGAUCAGUAACCGCGGGCUGCUGUCGGUCCUGCAGGCGGAGCCCGACCGGCCGCACAACGUGCCCGGCUUCUACACCAACUCACCCAACAUGCACACCUCGCUACACCGCACGAUCCCCCGUAUAUCGACGGCAGUGGAGGCGACGCUCCUGGACGCGCCGAUAUGUGGGUUCGGUCGCGCGGACCGGUCGCUGCAGAGCGAGGUGCGGCGCUCGUUCCACAAGGCCAGCGACGCGCCGCGACACUGCGCCGACACCGGCCGCAGCAUGCCCAGGAACCUCAACCUCGCCUCCGCCAACGACAUCACCAGGAACAUUGAACCCGUCGAUGUUGAUACAAGCCAGGCGCGUCUGAGCGGUAGUACGGGAUGGCGAGGGCGUACCCACAGCGAGGAGCAAAACGUGGGCGCUGAGAGGGCCGCUGACCCCGCUCCACCUGCCAUUCCAUCGCAUGCACAGCAUUCACAGCACACUCAGCACACUCAGCAUAAUCAGCACACUCAGCAUAAUCAGCACACUCAGCAUACUCAGCAUACUCAGCAUAAUCAGCACAGUCAGCACAGCCAGCACAGUCCACACGGGCCGCCCGGCCAGCACGCGCGGCCCCCGCACACGUCCGGCCCGGCGCCCCCCGCGCCGCAGCCCACGCUACCGCUCACCGUCGACAAGCCGUCGUGCGUGUGCAGCUACGAGGGCUCGGCCCCGGGCGCGGAGGACGCGGACGACUACCGCAGCGAGUGCGAGAACUGCAAGUCUGCUAGCAGCUCUAGAUGGGUGCUGGAGGAGGGGUGGGAGGGUGGUGCACUGGAGGGCGGCGGCACGCAGACCCUGCAGCGUCGCGCGCCGCCCGCGCCCGCGCCGCCCCCCGCCACCGCCACGCUGCCGCAGCCCGUCACCAAGCAGCCUCGAACAGUGAUGGGUCCCCCGUCUAACUGGGAGAAUUGGUUCAACACGAUCCCCGACUCCGACUCCGAAUCCGAGGAGGAGUAGACACGCUCACAGACAACGCACACUACGUCACACACAACUAAUUACUAAACCCCAGCCAGUACUUAACUAAUGGAGUAUGUCAGGUUUCAUCGUAUUACAAACAUCAAGAUGUCCACUACUGACGAUAGACCUCCACAAAUUAAUUACAGAUCAGCUCGUGGAGGCUAUCUGUUUCCAAGCGAAUACAAAGUCAAAUAAUUGAUUGUUAAACCAUAAAGGCAAGUCUUAAUGUUAAUUCAUCAAACUCUUAGCGAACGCGCUCGUGUCUAUCGAUAUAUAUCUAUUGUCUCUCGAAUUACUACAAUACGAAGGUUAAACAAAAUUACUCUAUGUAAAAAGUUAAUAAGACAGGUCAGAUCUCAAGUUAGAACCUCGUCGUUAUUUGCUCGUUCCAACGUGAAGAUUCUCCAGCUUCCAUGCAAACUAGGUA